AUGGCCUCAGUCAGAGAGAAAAGAAUCCAGAAAAUUCUUCAAAUUAAAGAUAGACUAACUUCCAAGAACAUCACCAAGAAGCAGAUCAUUGGUUUGUUUCGAGAAUUGGAUGAGAUCCCCAUAACCUACCAGUUAUUAAAGACUACUCUAAUUGGUAAAGCUGUAAAUAAAUUGAAAAAACAUGACGACCCAAUUGGUAAAGUAGCUUCAAGAAUUGUAGAUAAGUGGAAGAAGAUGGCUUCAGAAUCGAUCGCAACACCUUCCACACAAGUUGCAGCAAAUGUGACAUCCAAUAGUAAAAGUGAGCAGUUAAAGACAUCAAGAACGCCAGCAAAUGUAUUUGGUAAAGUACAAGGUUCUCAUUCUGAGCGCGAUAACCGAAGUAGUAAUCCUGAUCGAAGGUCAUCUGGGAUUCGACAUGUAAAAGUUGAUAUGCCUCCAAUUGUAAAUAUUUGUCCCCCAGUUCCUGCCAAAAAAGUCAAAAAAGCAGCCCCUAUUGAUAGUGGAAUGAAUCCUGCUACUGUUAAAAAGUAUGAAAUGACACCCGUAUUCUCUGGGAGAAAAUCUCACAAAUUACAAGUUCAAUCAUUGUUUGAUCUGUGUAUGGAUGUAUUAUGUGAAAAUAUUGACUAUAUUUAUGAACUUGGUCCUGCAGUAUCCUAUGAUAUAAUUGCUCCUGUAUUGUCACGGUGUUCUGCUAAGCAGCUAUCACACAUUGAACAAUAUAAUCCGCAUCUGAUUGAUGAAACUGACGAAUUAUGGAAAAUACAUUGUCAAAGAGAUUUCAAGGGAUGUGAAAUUUCAGGGCAUGAUAUCUGGAAGAAUUUAUAUAAGGCUAAAACCGAAGAACGGGAAGAUAAAUUUAAAAGAGUUACUGCCAAUAUAGCAGCUUCAAUGGCACACAAAAGACAGGGUAUGGAGAAAAAUAAGCCGACUGUUAUUUCUAUACCAAGAAAGCUUCAUCGAGGUGAAACUAAGCGACGACAUGUAAUUCCGUUCAAGGAAGGGAAAUCUGAACGACUCGUCAACUACGAUCUGGUCGAAUAUGAUUCUAUGCGAAAUUUCAAUUAUGUAGGAAUGAUGGUUAAUCUAGACCACUGCGUAAUAUCUUGCGCACCCAACUGA
This is a messenger RNA of Trichoplax adhaerens, 1125 nucleotides long. RefSeq lists its product as uncharacterized. Gene Ontology annotation, biological process: transcription elongation by RNA polymerase II. The transcript has 12 exons. Gene Ontology annotation, cellular component: nucleus; elongin complex. Lineage: Eukaryota; Metazoa; Placozoa; Uniplacotomia; Trichoplacea; Trichoplacidae. The record is from RefSeq and is a predicted model, not a curated record. Bases 1 to 1125 code for a protein of 374 amino acids.